UUUUAAGUUCAAUGACUUAAUGUCAAUUUCAAAACCUUAAAUUAAUCCAUCUUAAAAUUAUCUUCAAAUUGUAUUCCAUUUCUUUAAAAAUUCAUUAAACAGCCGAAAGGGGGCGAGAAGAAAAAAAUGGCGUCCAUGGAUACAGACGUAACAAUGGUCGCCGCCGGUGAAGGUUCAAGUGCCGCUGCUUCUUCCUCUUCUAAGAAACCGAAACGUUUCGAGAUCAAAAAAUGGAACGCUGUUGCUCUUUGGGCUUGGGAUAUUGUGGUCGAUAAUUGCGCUAUUUGUAGGAAUCACAUCAUGGAUCUCUGCAUCGAGUGUCAAGCCAAUCAAGCGAGUGCUACCAGUGAGGAGUGUACUGUUGCUUGGGGAGUCUGCAAUCAUGCAUUUCAUUUUCACUGCAUCAGCCGAUGGCUUAAAACCCGUCAAGUUUGUCCUUUAGACAACAGUGAAUGGGAGUUCCAGAAGUAUGGCCAUUAGCAGUAUGAAAGGAAUCCGGAAUGGAAUUUUGUCUGAACGAUGAGUGUAGUGACUAAUUCAUUCCGUUGCUGCCAUGUUAUCAACUAUGUACACGAUAAAACCUUGAAUAGUUGUCGGAUAUCAUCAAUAAAAUAUCAAAUGAUCAGGUUUAGGUCGUGAAUUGUUUACACAUUGACACCAGUGCUUGAACCGCUGUAUUGUGUUCGAUAUUGCACCAUGCUUAUUCAACUAUUUGAACCUUUUUGGGGCAAUAUUCAGUGCAAAAGUACCAAAAAGGUUGCAGUUU
Messenger RNA from Amaranthus tricolor (Joseph's coat), 766 nucleotides. Its product is annotated as RING-box protein 1a. Lineage: Eukaryota; Viridiplantae; Streptophyta; Magnoliopsida; Caryophyllales; Amaranthaceae. Gene Ontology annotation, cellular component: cullin-RING ubiquitin ligase complex; nucleus. The transcript has 5 exons. Gene Ontology annotation, molecular function: ubiquitin protein ligase activity; zinc ion binding; cullin family protein binding. Bases 127 to 480 code for a protein of 117 amino acids. Gene Ontology annotation, biological process: ubiquitin-dependent protein catabolic process; protein ubiquitination. The record is from RefSeq and is a predicted model, not a curated record.